UGACAAACAAACGAGGGAGCGACUGGUGUACCUGCCCUCUUUCACAUUUCUUAACAAGAACAAACAGGAGCUGUCUCAUGACCUUAGCAGCUGCCAACCUCCAACUGCUAAGAUGAACUGGUUAUCCCUGCAGGCCUUGCUCAGUGGCGUAAACAAAUACUCCACCGUUUUUGGCCGUAUUUGGCUCUCUAUGGUCUUUAUCUUCCGUGUGAUGGUUUUCGUGGUGGCUGCACAGCCAGUUUGGGGAGACGAUUCCAAAGACUUUGUGUGCAACACAGCUCAGCCAGGUUGCAACAAUGUGUGCUACGACAAAACUUUCCCCAUCUCCCAUAUUCGCUUAUGGGCCCUACAGCUCAUCUUAAUAACCUGCCCGUCUCUCAUGGUGGUUGGCCAUGUCAAAUACAGGGAAAAGAAGAACAAAGAUAUUGCAGUUGUUCAGAAAGGCAAAUAUUUGUAUUCCAACCCGGGAAAGAAGCGUGGUGGCCUCUGGUGGACCUAUUUACUUAGUCUGAUUUUCAAAACAGCCAUUGAUUCUGGUUUUCUCUACAUCCUAUACUAUAUCUAUAAAGGAUUUGACUUACCCACUCUGACAAAGUGCAAUCUGUAUCCUUGCCCUAAUGUGGUAGACUGCUACAUUUCACGUCCUACAGAAAAAAAGAUCUUCACUAUUUUCAUGGUUGCCUCCUCUGCUCUGUGUAUCCUCAUGUGUAUCAUUGAGAUGAUCUACCUGGUGUGUAAGCGCUGUAAAAAGGUGCUUCAUGAAAAAAUAGAGAAAGAACGCAUGCAAUUAGCUGAGCAGUCUGAACAGAGGACUUGUUCUCGAUCAAGGUGCGAAUGCAGAGUGGAUCCUACUGCAUCCUACACAAAUAUCAACACAACAAAAAAAGACGAGUUCAAGUGAAAUCAGUUAGUGUUACUGCUCUGUCUGAAAUCCUUUACACUGUAAUUUUUUUAAAGUUGUAGUUACACAUUUGAUUUAAUGUGAAACUCUAAAGGUAUUGCAUGCUUUACAGUGAGAUGAACUGCGAAAUAAUCCUGUACAAUAAUCAAAGACUGAAUCAAUAUAAUGAUAAAUAUCUGGACUCACUAAUAUAUAAAUAUGAGCAAAUGUUGUGUUAUGACGACUUUGGGUGCAGUGUUUUAUAAUUUUGAUAUUUUGACAUUUACAGUUUAAAAUUCCAUGUAUGCCUAGAUAAAAUGUUCGUGUUUGUUAUUAAAGAGAAAUACUGACCCCUAGUGGACAACCAUGAAUAUUAUAGGAUACUUCUUUUUAAAAAAUUCAGGAGUGUAUUGAUUCACAAUUACAGUACAGUUUUAAAAUAAUGCAAUACAGUACACGUUCUUUGCAUUUUCACAUGAUUAUUAUCUUUUGAUAAAAAAGUUAACACAAUCUUUCUUCACACACCAGCUGUUUCAUAUUCUUGUACAAAGCCUAAAUACAUUCACCAAAAUUCAGUUGAAGAAGGCAUUGCUUAUUUGAACAAAGUGUACUGGUGAAAAUAAAAUUAAAUAAAUAAAUAAAUAAAUAAAUAAAUAAAUAAAUAAAUAAAUAAAUAGGUGUAAUAGGGGAUUCAAAUAUUAUAGUGAAUGUCACUAUGUAAUUUCUUUUAAAAGAAUGAUCGAAGUAAAUUGUUAUUUGUUGUCUUCUGGAAAAGAGCUUUUGAAGUGCAAUACUAAAUCAUAUACUUAUAACAAUAACAAUUGACUCUGAACAUCCUGUUUUUAAAUGUACACCAGAGACCCUUAAUGGACCAUGUUGCCUUCUUGAAAAUUGAUGAAUGUUCUCAGGAAUCAUGAACUCAGCUCUUACAAAAAAAAAAUUAAUAAUUUGUGUAUCUUUUAUUAUUGUGUCUUUUGGAGUAUAUGUAAACAUUUGCUAUGUGAAAUGUGAAAAUAUCUUAUUGUGGGCUGCACUGAGUACAAAAUAAAGUAUUUUUUCUCUUUA
This is a messenger RNA of Silurus meridionalis, 1945 nucleotides long. It is a transcript of the gene gjb9b, whose product is annotated as gap junction protein beta 9b. The record is from RefSeq and is a predicted model, not a curated record. Gene Ontology annotation, biological process: cell communication. Gene Ontology annotation, cellular component: connexin complex. Bases 113 to 901 code for a protein of 262 amino acids. Lineage: Eukaryota; Metazoa; Chordata; Actinopteri; Siluriformes; Siluridae. The transcript is spliced from 2 exons.